GAUGGAAAAAGAGUCAAACCCAGAAAAAUCUAUCCCUCUUAAUGGGAAACUGAGGCCCAGGCUGGGAUCAGAGCCUCACGGUAGGGGAGUUGCAUGGAGCGCUCAUAGCUUUGUUAUUCACAGUAAUCAAGGCGGACGGUUCCUAAGUGCCAUCUGAAAAAUGAAUGGUUGAUCGCGGAGUGCUGUUGCAGGUCGGGAUUCCUGCAUUUGAAAUGCAAAGAGGCGGGAGACUCAGAAGUUUGUAGCCAACCUCAGCCACCCGGCAAGUUUGAGGAGUGAUCUUCCAAGUAGGGAAGCGGCUAUGAGACAUCACCUCUUGACUUUAAGUGGGGAGUGGCGACAAACUUGGACUUAAUACUUGGGGUGAAAAAACACUGUUUCCUUUACUGCCCCGACACAGGCUGGGCCAUGGGGCCUAAGGACUCUGACUUGGAAGGUUGGGCCUUCCCCUUCCCGGGAGUGACAUUGAUAAAGGACUUUGUGACCCCAGAGGAAGAGGCUGAGAUGGUGCGUCUGAUGGACAGUGACCCUUGGAAGCUCUCUCAGUCCGGGCGAAGGAAACAGGACUAUGGCCCGAAAGUCAAUUUUCGGAAGCAGAAGCUGAAGAUGGCGGGCUUCCAGGGUCUCCCCAGCUUCAGCCAGAAGGUGGUUCGGAGAAUGGGUCUCUACCCAGGGCUGGAGGACUUCCGGCCUGUGGAACAGUGUAAUCUGGACUACAGCCCAGAGCGGGGCUCGGCCAUCGACCCCCACCUGGAUGACGCCUGGCUGUGGGGCGAGCGGCUGGUGAGCCUCAGCCUCCUGUCGGCCACUGUGGUGUCCAUGUCCCGGGAGGCCCCUGGCAGCCUGCUGCUCAGCUCGGCCCCCGCCCUCGGACCGGAUGCUUUGAAGGGCAGCAUUGUGGCCCCUAGCAGGUCUGUCCCCUGCCAGGAGGUGGAAGUAGCCAUCUCGGUACCCUGCCGCUCCCUGCUGGUGCUCACAGGAGCCGCGCGGCACCAGUGGACACACGCCAUCCACCGCAGACACAUCCAGGCCCGUCGGGUCUGCGCCACCUUCAGAGAGCUGUCCAGUGAGUUCCUGCCUGGAGGGAAGCAGCAGGAACUGGGACAGGAGCUGCUGCAGGCCGCUCUCUCCUUCCAGGGAAGGCCUGUGUGAGCACAUCCUGGCACAAGAGCUGGCACUGGCCUGGCCGGAAACAUGGCUCCAGCACGACCAUCGGGGAGCGAGCCCUGAGGUCUCUCCACAACUCAUUCUGCCCUGGAUGUCACUCUGUAGACCAGGCUUAGCCUCAAACUCAGAGAUCCGCCUGCCUCUGCCUCCCGAGUGCUGGGAUUAAAGGCUUGGGCUACCACUCCCUGGCCUAGACCGGCCUUGAGUUCCCUAUAUAGCCAAGGAUUAUUUUGAACUCCUGAUCCUCCUGCCUCUACCUCCUGAAUGCUGGGAUUUGGC
Molecule: messenger RNA, 1446 nt
Organism: Onychomys torridus (southern grasshopper mouse)
Lineage: Eukaryota; Metazoa; Chordata; Mammalia; Rodentia; Cricetidae
Gene: Alkbh4
Product: alkB homolog 4, lysine demethylase
Exons: 3
Coding region: 409-1152 (247 amino acids)
Biological process (GO): protein demethylation; oxidative demethylation; actomyosin structure organization
Cellular component (GO): midbody; contractile ring
Molecular function (GO): demethylase activity; actin binding; oxidoreductase activity
Source: RefSeq, a predicted model, not a curated record